CGGCACAAGCCUCGGAGCAUGGGCGCCCCCGCGUGGGGCCUUGGCGCAGUUGCACCCGCGCCUCAGUCUCCCUUCACCGAGCGUCUGCUAUGUGCUGGGCGCUCCUCUGGGGGCUUGGAAUACAGCAGUGAACGAAACAGAGAGCCCUGCUUACCUCCUAAGAGGAGAGAGAUAAUGAGCACAGACAUAAGGAAUAAGUAAACUAUUCAUUUAGUACCCACUAUGUGGAGGGGGGGAAACCCUGGUGGCAUAGUGGUUAAGAGCUGUGUCUGCUAUCUAAAAGGUCAGCAGUUGGAAUCCACCAGGCGCUCCUUGAAAAUCCUAUGGGGGCAGUUCUACUCUGUCCUAUAGGGUCGCUAUGAGUUGGAAUUGACUCGAUGGCAACGGGUUUGGUUUGGUUCAGGAGGUGCCAGGGGAAACCCCUAUGGCUGCUAACCAAAAGGUUGGCAGUUCGAACCCACCAGGCGCUCCUUGGAAACUAUGGGGCAGUUAUACCCUGGCCUACAGGGUUGCUAUGAGUCAGAAUUGACUCAACAGCAGUGGGUUUGGUUUGGUUUUGGCUAUGUGCCAUGGAGCAAGAUAGGCAUAUUGUUGUUAUUAGCUACCAUUGAGUCUGCCCAAUUCACGGAGACCCUGCGUGUGUCAGAGUAGAGCUGUGCACCACAGGAUUUUCAUGGCUGUGACCUUUCAGAAGUAGAGCACCAGGAAUUUCUUCCAAGGUGCCUCAAACAUCCAACAUUUCAGUUAGAAGUGUGUGUGCUAACCUUUUGCAUUACCCAGGGACUCCAAGAUAGAAACAACCCUGCGCAUAUAUGGAACAUAUGCUGGUAGAGCACAUAAAACAAGCAAGUUAACAAAUAACAUAAAUAGCCAAAUCCCUAUUCCUUCAGGAAGCCUUCCCAGAUUGCUCAGCCUCUGCAGCCCAGCCUGGGCUCCUCUGUCUCUGCUAGGGCCCCCUCAUGGACUGACUUAGCUCCUGCCUGGGGCUGAGCAGGAGGUGGGGACUCCUACCUGGACACCAGUCACAAUGACCCAAUUUUGACAGUUCCGGUGUGGCCCUGAGCACCAUGGGGCCCUUGAGCAGCCCCACUGACCAGGAAUGGAGAGCCCUGGAUCCUGCUGGCUCCCCUCAGUGAUCCCACACGUGGCACUGCCCUGGCUGGCAUCCUGGGAGGUGCUGGCUACUUCCCAUCCAGAGGCUGGGGCCAGGGACACACAGAAUUUAGAGUCACGGAAAGGCCAAAUCCUCACGUCAGGAACUCUGAGAAACACAACCUUCAGGCCCAAAGAACCUUAGUAUUUGAGUAGUGUAGAAUCUCAGCAACUAGCAAUGCAAAACCCACAGCCCCUUAGAAACCUCUUAGGCCUAUAAAACUCCAUCUUUCUAUAGCUAUAGAAUUCUGUAACCACGGAAUCUCUGAAUCAAGACACAAGAGGGUUCAAUCAUUUAAUUCCUUUUUCAUUCAAAACUUAAGCUCAAAAUUUAAGCUCAUGAAAGUAUCUAAAUGUUCUUGGAUCACAGGUUCUCGAGCAUCAAACCUGUGUCACAAAGAUAGUCAGACCCCUGCCACCUUCCCCAACAACCUCCACCUCUGCUGUUUGUCUAACCCAGCCCGACAGUCCCCAGGACAGGAACACCCUCUGCCUCCUUGUCAGCAAACUGAACUCGGACCCUCCUCUUGGCAGCUGCCAUAGAGAAGCCCUUCAACCAGGGUAAAUUGCACUCGACCUGGCCAAGUUGGUCCUGUCCUGGGAGGGUCCCAUGGGGCAGAAAACAGACUGAGCAUGACCCAGUCCCCGGGCCAUCAAGGAAAGGAAUCUCCCAUCCCAGGCUGCCUGUCUGAUGCCUGCCCCCCCGCCUUGGCCCAGGCUGCCCCUGGCACUGGAGCCCAUGCCUGCCAUGCGAGAUGACCCAGCUCCCUGCCAGGAGCUAAAUCUGGGACCUGGCUUCUGUGUGUUCUGGCCCUGCCACUCGGCCUCUGGCGCCUGGUGGGGAGGCCCCUUCCUGGACCUGCGGGCACAGCCACCAUGUCCCACCGGAAGUUCUCUGCCCCUCGGCAUGGGCACCUGGGCUUCCUGCCCCACAAGAGAAGCAGCCGGCACCGGGGCAAGGUGAAGACAUGGCCACGGGAUGACCCUAGCCAGCCUGUCCAUCUCACGGCUUUCCUGGGCUACAAGGCGGGCAUGACACACACCCUGCGUGAGGUGCAUCGGCCAGGCCUCAAAAUUUCUAAACGGGAGGAGGUAGAGGCAGUGACGAUUGUGGAGACGCCGCCACUGGUGGUGGUGGGCGUGGUGGGUUACGUGGCCACCACUCGAGGCCUGCGGAGCUUCAAGACCAUCUUCGCGGAGCAUCUCAGCGAUGAGUGCAGACGCCGUUUCUACAAGGACUGGCACAAGAGCAAGAAGAAAGCCUUCACCAAGGCCUGCAAGAGAUGGCGUGAUCCUGAUGGCAAAAAGCAGCUCCAGAAAGACUUUGCCGCCAUGAAAAAGUACUGCAAGGUCAUUCGCGUCAUCGUCCACACCCAGAUGAAGCUGCUGCCCUUCCGGCAGAAGAAGGCCCACAUCAUGGAGAUCCAGCUGAAUGGUGGCACAGUGGCCGAGAAGGUGGCCUGGGCGCAGGCCUGGCUGGAGAAGCAGGUGCCGGUGCACAGUGUGUUCAGCCAGAGUGAGAUCAUCGAUGUCAUCGCUGUUACCAAGGGCCGUGGCAUCAAAGGGGUCACAAGCCGUUGGCAUACCAAGAAGCUGCCGCGGAAGACCCACAAAGGGCUGCGCAAGGUGGCCUGCAUCGGUGCCUGGCACCCUGCUCGCGUAGGCUGUUCCAUUGCCCGGGCUGGCCAGAAGGGCUACCACCAUCGCACAGAGCUCAACAAGAAGAUCUACUGCAUUGGCCGGGGGCCACACAUGGAAGAGGGGAAGCUGGUCAGGAACAAUGCAUCCACCAGCUAUGACGUGACUGACAAGUCCAUCACACCACUGGGUGGCUUCCCCCACUACGGGGAGGUCAACAAUGACUUUAUCAUGCUCAAGGGCUGCAUCUCAGGCACCAAGAAGAGGGUCAUCACACUGAGGAAGUCCCUCCUGGUACACCACAGCCGUCGGGCCCUGGAGAACAUCCAGCUCAAGUUCGUUGAUACCACCUCCAAGUUCGGCCACGGCCGCUUCCAGACUGCCCAAGAGAAAAGGGCCUUCAUGGGCCCCCAGAAGAAACACCGCGAGAAAGAAAAGCGGGAGACCUCGGGAGACUUCUAGGCGGCGGCGUCGGAUGGACCCUGAAAGACGCGUGGCGCGUCCCCGCCUGCCCCCUCUUGUCUAAUAAUAAAGGCCUGGGGCUGUUCUUCCCGUAGUGUCUCAGGAAUGGGGGGCCCGGAAAGGCUGCACUGGACCGUGGCCCAGGGUUCAAGGCCAAGGACAGGACGAAGGGACGCGGCCCUGAGGGUGGGGCCGUGACCGGCACCCCAAAUCCGGGGCCUGGCCCCAGGUGCGCUCGGCAUUUCACACCUGCGCUCCAGCAUAGCUCAAUGGCGCGUCCUGAAGUUUGGGAGAGGCGGGGC
Messenger RNA from Loxodonta africana (African savanna elephant), 3554 nucleotides. RefSeq names its product ribosomal protein L3 like (gene RPL3L). Gene Ontology annotation, molecular function: structural constituent of ribosome; RNA binding. Gene Ontology annotation, biological process: translation. NCBI's taxonomy places the organism in Eukaryota, Metazoa, Chordata, Mammalia, Proboscidea, Elephantidae. The record is from RefSeq and is a predicted model, not a curated record. Bases 2029 to 3252 code for a protein of 407 amino acids. Gene Ontology annotation, cellular component: cytosolic large ribosomal subunit; ribosome. The transcript is spliced from 10 exons.